Molecule: messenger RNA, 1405 nt
Organism: Penaeus vannamei (Pacific white shrimp)
Lineage: Eukaryota; Metazoa; Arthropoda; Malacostraca; Decapoda; Penaeidae
Source: RefSeq, a predicted model, not a curated record
CCCAGUUUGCCUAAAUCCGUGAAGCAGUUCAGGUGACGCCAAACAGCAGAACACCUUCUCAAGCAUAUAUUGCCUUUUUUGCCUUCCUUGGUGUAUUCCGCUAUAUUUUCCCACCACCGACGUUAUCAUUCUUGCUGCUGACUUUGUUGAUCCUGGGGAUUGACGCAGGAGUGAGUUGCAAGUCAAUUGCUGGGCCUCAGACCUUGUACCUCGUCAAUAUCGAGCUUGAACCUCCCAGAAAAGCUUCGUGGUUACCUGCUCCUCGCACCCCGCCCCCUCCCCUAUGGCGAAACUUCGGUGGCGCCCUCGCUUCUUCCUCCUCGUGGGCGUCGUACUGCUGGCGUCGUGGGCGUUCGUGGAGGAGGCGAACCGCGUGCCGGACAUGCUCAGGCACACGGACCUGUUCGACGACUGGCUGCUGCGGAACCGGAACAACAUCAGCCGCUACGAGAUCAAGAAGCUGGGCCUCGAGGCGGACUCGGAAACAUACCAGCGGUGGCUCGUCUUCAAGCUCCUCGACAGCCUGCGGGAGGGCAACGUCACGGGAAGGAUACGCGACUCGCGGAUCCUUGACGAGUACAAACAGUACCAGAAGUGGCUCUCUGAAAGGACCGAGGGAGCGGGGGAUCCCUCCGGCGCGGCGGAAGGCGAAGGAGGCCACACCGAGGAGCAAGACUACUGGCAGGACCCGCUCGCGGAAGACGAGGAGGACGUGGAGUACGAGGACGAGGACGACGAAGAAGAAUCGAUUGAGCUGCGCCUCCAGAAGCGCCGGAAGAGCAUGCUUACCUCGUGCGCCGCGCGGGAACAGACUUCGGCGACGGAGGUCCUCGCCAGCGUGCGGCCGCGCAUCGGCUUCUUCUUCGACCAAAAGACCUCCGUCUGCGCUGUGGGCAAGGCAGGGUCCUCGUCCUGGAGAGAACACAUCCACAGAGUGAAUGGGAUUCCUCGAGACGUCUUGAUCCCCGACGACCCCCGCGUCAAGGAGUUCUUUGAGCAGCCAGAAGAAGCUCUUUAUGCGAGCAUUAUCUCGUCGGCAAAGAUCAUAAGCGUUAGGCAUCCACUCACGCGCCUGGUGUCCUGUUACCGCAGCAAGUUCGAGCUCGGACGCCCCAUGAAGCCCUACGCGCCCAAGAAGGAGGCGAAGUUCCUGGCGAGCCACAAUGCGCUCGACUGGCCGACGAGGUUCUACACCUACUGGCUUCCCGCGUUACACACACAAACGACAUGAUUCCGGAAGACACGCACGUUCGGCUGAAUCUCUCCGAGCCCAUAAACCCGGCUGUCAAGUACGAUUUAACGGUAUAUGAAGGACUCUAUCGUCUGCUGAAGCCACACGUGUUAUUUUCCCAUUUCUUAAAACACGUUGUUCACACGCACAAGACCGGUACUUGGAACGGACAUU